UAAUCGGACAAAACCUCCGUACAUUCUUUUUUUUUUUUCGAAAAAAGAAAAAAUAUCUCCAGAUUACACCCGUGCCCCCUUCCCAUCUCUUUUAGCUGCUAAACGUUUCUGAAUGAUGUCUAACUAGAGGCCGGUGCCCUACAGCAAUGGCGACUUGCGUAGAAAUCGAUAAGACUUAUCGUAUACAAAUUUCCAGUGGGAAGAGACAAUAUGCGAACACCGGCCAAUGCCAGAAAAAACUAGCUCAGGUGCUCUGCGAUGAGAUGAGCUUAUUGCAGAACGACUCUAGAAGUAGUACGGUAUUAUAUGGGGGUAUAUCGUUAUACUUGUGGUGCCACAGAUCAAGUGUCUGAAUGGUAU
Messenger RNA from Hyphopichia burtonii NRRL Y-1933, 360 nucleotides. RefSeq lists its product as uncharacterized. The coding region runs from base 147 to 353 and encodes 68 amino acids. The record is from RefSeq and is a predicted model, not a curated record. The transcript has a single exon. Lineage: Eukaryota; Fungi; Ascomycota; Pichiomycetes; Serinales; Debaryomycetaceae.